AUGACUAAAACACGGCGACGGAACGGUCAGACUAAUAUGGCUGUGCCAGAGGACGAAGAGUCUCUACUUCCAUCAAGUCAUUCGUAUCCAGCUGGAGUGUACAAUGAAACCCUUGUUAGACUGCGUUCAGGCGCACAUAAUCUCACUGGACCCUACGCUUUUCUCGGAGAUUAUGACUAUGACCUUGGAACUGAGGAACUAACGCUCAUGGGAGAACAGGAGCUAAUCCACUCGGGCAUCGACUUCUUCACCCGGUACGAGGCUCUAGCUACAGCUGACACACCUUUCAUCCGUGCUGGUGACCAGAAUCGCGUCGUAGAGUCUGCACGUAAAUGGGCCGAAGGCUUUCAUAAAGCUAAAGUCGCCAGUGGAGCUAUCAAGAACCUCGACUACCCAUACGGUAUCAUUGAGAUCUCCGAAGCCGAGGGGAUGAACAACACGCUCAAUCAUGGUCUUUGCGCCGCCUUUGAGGCCAACAAGACAGGUCUCGCCGCACAAGCCGAGUUCGGAGCAACCUUUCUACCAGAAAUUUCAGCCCGCUUGAAGCGCGAUAUAGGCACUUCAGACUUAACAGACACAGAUACCCUCUCGCUGAUGGAUCUUUGCCCUUACACUGUUGUGGCGGAAACUUCCUUUUCCUCCUCAUCCAUAAGGGGAGUCAAACGCUCUAUCUCAGGUGCCAACCCCCAAGCCAACCCUUUCUGCGCCCUUUUCAAUCUUCCUGAAUGGGAAAGUUAUGACUACUAUCAAUCUCUUGGGAAAUACUAUGGCUAUGGCGCCGGUUCCGAUUUGGGUCCUACCCAGGGCGUCGGUUUCGUCAACGAGCUUAUUGCUCGUCUAACCUCAAAAUCUGUGCAGGAUAGUACGAGCGUCAAUCAUACUCUAGAUUCUAACCCUAAGAUGUUCCCUCUUGGGAAAUCGCUGUACGCAGAUUUCAGUCACGAUAACGACAUGACAGCAGUCUUCUUCGCUUUGGGGCUGUUUGAAGGGAUGCCGCAAUUGAGGAAGGAUAGAAUCAUGAGUGUGGAGGAGAUGGAGGGAUAUACGGCAAGUAGAACUGUGCCGUUUGGUGGAAGAAUGGUGGUAGAGAAGAUGACUUGUGAGGGCGAGAAGGAAGAGAUGAUAAGAGUGAUUAUGAAUGGGAAGGUCAUGCCGCUAGUAUCAUGUAGUGGAGAUGAGUUCGGAAGGUGUGGACUUGGAGCUUUUGUGGAGAGUCUAGGCUUUGCAAAAGGUGGAGGAAGGUGGGACGAUUGCUUCACUGAGUCUGUGCGGACAACGACGAUAAGGAAACCAGGUUUGGAUGAGACAGCAUUGGCGUCGGCGCUGUAG
Bacidia gigantensis is the source of this 1329-nucleotide messenger RNA. RefSeq lists its product as uncharacterized. Gene Ontology annotation, molecular function: acid phosphatase activity. Bases 1 to 1329 code for a protein of 442 amino acids. The transcript has 2 exons. Lineage: Eukaryota; Fungi; Ascomycota; Lecanoromycetes; Lecanorales; Ramalinaceae. The record is from RefSeq and is a predicted model, not a curated record.